Messenger RNA from Annulohypoxylon maeteangense, 1346 nucleotides. RefSeq lists its product as uncharacterized. The transcript has 3 exons. The record is from RefSeq and is a predicted model, not a curated record. Gene Ontology annotation, biological process: mycotoxin biosynthetic process. The coding region runs from base 466 to 1275 and encodes 269 amino acids. Lineage: Eukaryota; Fungi; Ascomycota; Sordariomycetes; Xylariales; Hypoxylaceae.
CUUCAGUACAAUUUCAUGAGUUUCAUACCCCCUGCCACAUGACGCCCUAGGAGACCCUUCUACUCUAAUUCUUGCCCAAGAAUGGCAACAUACCCCUGAAACCCGCGCUCUUCUUGGUCUUAAGCGCGACCAUGAUACAUUUUGAAGCGUGCUGAGACACUGAUGCUGUAACAUUCGUGAUGGAUAACUGAAUCUUUCGCGAAUUGCCAAUCAACGAUGAUCCUCCACACGUAUCGAGGAUCGUUUCGUGGAUUAUGCUUGGCGCGCAACUCGUAGCGACUUGCUAUGACCUAUUGACCCUGGACGGGGCUGAAGAAAGGCAUUCCCUUUUAUUCGUGACCAUCUCGCCCAUAAUCUUCUUCCUCUUCUUGUGUGGCGAUUCCGUCCUAUGUAGGGUGUAAUUCUUACCAUUUGUUUCGUUUCUUCGUUGCACCUGGUGUGCUUUAUUAAUUCUGCUCAAUCAAAAUGGGGAAGUCGUAUCGCUCAGUCACUUUAGACACUCUAGAUGAGGAGCCUUUCCUUGCUAAGGAGGAAGGACUAGAUGAGAGGUGGACAGAAGCCAGAGACAUCGAGUCAAUACCAACUCGGUUGCGAAAGUUAAGCCCGAAUUGGGCUUGGCUAUGCCAUGCCGUUCUUUUAUCGAUCUCCUUGACAUUUUUCGCCUUAUCCUUCUGCACGAAGACUUCUAAAAUAACAGACUCUGACUAUACGAAGAAAUACUCGUCAUGGUCACCCGCCGCUAGCGCAGUAAAGUAUGAGACACAGCACUUCGAUCUGCCCGCAAUAGCAAAAGGCCCUUUCAUUGGCAAGGGCGAUGACGUGGAUGCGAGGUGGGAUGAGAUUUCAGCCAUUGGGGACACAAUGAUAUCUCGGGAAGAGAUGAUAAAUCUUGGUCUAAACCCCGACGUCUCUCUGGCCAUCACCGAUCCGAAUGGAAAACCGGGUUAUCGAGUCGCUGUCGAGGUGUUCCACCAAUUACACUGCUUGAAUCUGUUACGACAGAACGUCUAUAAAGACUACUAUUCGCCUCUAGGAGGGGACACAUCUGCGCCUCCGCCGGAUCUAACGGGUCAUCUCGAUCACUGCAUUGACGCGCUGCGACAAUUCGUCAUGUGCCAGGGCGACAUUGGCGUAUUCAGUUUCCACUUUCCAUUCAACGAUGGUGACCCGUGGCCUAACUACAGCACACCGCAUACUUGCAGAAACUUCGAUAGCAUUCGGCAAUGGGCUGUCGAUCACACUGUGCCGAGGGGACCAGACGAGCCUGAGCACUGAUAAAUUCCUUUCUAGAAGAGACUUAUAUAUAGCGGAUUACUUUUUGAUUGAGCAAAGCUUUGUUAAACCCA